This is a messenger RNA of Rangifer tarandus platyrhynchus (Svalbard reindeer), 537 nucleotides long. The record is from the annotation of a GenBank genome assembly. Lineage: Eukaryota; Metazoa; Chordata; Mammalia; Artiodactyla; Cervidae.
AUGGCGCCCCCCUGGGCCGCUCGCCCACGUGGCACCGUGCUGAGCGACUGGAGGAGAGCCUCCCACGCCCAGGCUCCUCCCUCUGGACCGAAGCGAGAGGAGGACCAGCCGCUGAUGCUCUGGCUGCCGUGGGCGCUGCCAAGGGGCCAGCUCCGGGCUCUCAGGCUCGGCGGUGGCCAGAGCCCCGCAGCCCACUGCACUGGGUUAUACCCGCGGAUAUUGCAGGCUGCUGAUAUCUUUCUUAGAGGUUUUUACACAGUAAAACUCAAAGAAUUGCCAUUGCUUAUUUUGAUUCUUCGAGCUUAUUUUGCCCAUCACCUGAGGUCUGCUGUCAGCAGGGCUGUCUGGGGUGGAAACCAACGACCGAAAUCUGAAGGCAUCACCCCCAAGGACUCUAGCCUAAGAGGCCCGCCCUCCAGCCCCGAAUACGGGGGACUGGGACAUCGCCUCUCUGAGUUGUCACUACACCUGCUAGUUAUAAACACCCCUUCCUCAACACAACAGGGACCAAACGCACUGUGCAAGUGUGAUGGCUGA